Rubroshorea leprosula is the source of this 1327-nucleotide messenger RNA. The record is from the annotation of a GenBank genome assembly. NCBI's taxonomy places the organism in Eukaryota, Viridiplantae, Streptophyta, Magnoliopsida, Malvales, Dipterocarpaceae.
UUAUUUUUUUUAUCACAAUCCACAUCCUCAUUAAGGGUAAAGAAACUUUUCUCUAGUUAAUGGAAAUUCUUCCCCUUCACAGUUUCAUUGGAGUUCACAGUAAACUCUAGAAAUUAACUAGACAACUGGGCAUUCACAGUUUUCUCAAUUUUUUGAUUUUACUAAGAAGUUACUACACUUUUCUAUGUUAUAUGUAAAUGUAAAGAAAUUAAGUAGGCAAUUCACUAAUAGAAAUGGCUGAGCAAUUAGAGGAUCUAGUAAACUCUAGAAAAUCUAGACUUUCUCUAUGUUAAUUCAACCAUAAAGAAAUUAUUUAAACUUUUUACCAUUUGGAUCUGUAGCCUGAGCCAUAGGUUAAGCAAUCCGGCAGUAGCAGAGACAGAAUUAAGUAGUCCAACGGAUCAUAUGGUAGAUGGCUUUGAGUUUGAUAGUAGUAGUCCAGAACUCUAGAUGGAUUUGGCAGUAGCAGUGUGUAGUUGUCCACUCCAGCAGCAAUGUGGCUCCGAUAGUAGCUCCAAUAGCAAAUUAGUAGGCGACAAUGAAGGGUUUGAGGGUUUGAGGUUUAGGGUGAAAGUGAGGGCAGAAGGGUGGCAAUGGGAUUUAGGGUCAAGAUUCUUGAAGAGUGCAGACGGCAGAAGAGGAGUGUAGACGACAAAAGGGGAAGGGAAGGUCGAAGGUGAGAGUGAGGUUAGGGUUAAAUGGUUAAUGAUGGGUUAGGUUGGGUUGGGUUGGGUUGGGUUGGGUUGGGUUAAGUUUAAUUUUUAUUGGAUUGGGUUCGGGUUUGGGUUUGAAAGUUGAAUUAAAUUUAAAAUAAAGUUAAUUUAUAUAUUUUUUAAAUUUUUGGUGGGGAUGAGGAUCCAUGCGGAGCCCAACGAGGCAGGAGAAAUUCCUUAUGAAAUUUCAUGAGGGAAAAAUGCCCUCAUCCUCGAGGCAAAUUGCCACCCCUACUCAGAGGGAGAUGCUGUGUAAAGAUUAUACCAAAGUGAAUAUUAACGAGGUGACAAUUUUUUUCAUCAUUGUCUUAGCAAUUUCCUUUAUUUCUUUUGAUUUUCCAUUAUUAUUUCCCUAAAUCAAACUAACAAUGGCUGUGUUAGACUGGAAACACUAUGCUCAUCCAAGCGUUGUUGACACAUGAACCUCUGAUGAAGGAGUUCCUCUCUGUUUUUACUGCAUCACCAACCUAAAUCCAAGUUCUCUUCAUCUUGAAGUUUUUUGCUUUUCUUUUUUAUAUUUUUUGGGGUCUCUUACUUUUCUCUUCUUAUUCUGAUUUUUUUUUUUUUUUAGAUUUGAUAAUUUUUUUUUUGGUAAAUAAAGAAAGUAUUAUAAA